GUGGCCUGCUGACGUCUGGUUUUCAAGGCAACAGCUAUGGUUAGGAGAGGUGGGUUGUACGGCUACAGGGCGAGGUGUCUCCAGUUCCUGUGGAAAUGGGAGCGGAUAUCUGGAGAAGGGCCUACGGUGACGGUCGUACUGGACUAUAGCUACAGUAAACGAGAGACGAGACUAAAGAUAAAUGUAGAAGGAGGGAGAGAAGAGGAGAUAAGGGCAGACCAAGGCUUGCAGAUGGCAACCACAGAGGCAAAAGACCGGGCAGAAAGGAUGUGCAGACGGGACGGGGUCACGAACGAGAUGAGGGUGACUGUCGCGUACCUGGACGAGGGGAUAUCCAGGGGCACGGUGGAUCAGGAAGAAGGACACUUGGAUCGCGAUAUUGAGGCCGAGAGCGAGGAGAGCGAUUUGGAGGCCACGACCCUGUCCUGGCAUGGGCUGGACCAGAGGCGACGAGAUCACCCGCCCGCCGAGCCUGUAGAGAGGGGCCCAGAAGCCAACUCUCAGCGACAGAGGGACCGACACCGCUAGGCAGGGACAUGACUCUGAAAAUAGGGAGACCAGAGACCAGUUCGCGCGGUGAGGGCGAGGCCAAAGUCGAGAGGCAGUUACGGGAGA
Molecule: messenger RNA, 615 nt
Organism: Chara braunii
Lineage: Eukaryota; Viridiplantae; Streptophyta; Charophyceae; Charales; Characeae
Source: the annotation of a GenBank genome assembly